This is a messenger RNA of Polychytrium aggregatum, 2113 nucleotides long. RefSeq names its product CNH domain-containing protein. The transcript is spliced from 8 exons. The coding region runs from base 140 to 1915 and encodes 591 amino acids. The record is from RefSeq and is a predicted model, not a curated record. Lineage: Eukaryota; Fungi; Chytridiomycota; Chytridiomycetes; Polychytriales.
AGGCUCUGGCCCGCUGCUGCUGGCACAAUGCCAAGGGCCAUCCCGCACGCCUGGCCUCGCUGCGAACAAAGCACCGCUGGCUCUCCAAACCCGGGGCCGUCCCUGCACCCUCAUCUCGCCAACCCGCCCAGAGAAACGCAUGCGCUCUUCUAAUCCACACGCUGGGCAUUCCGACCAGCCGACACCGUCGUCGUCGGCGUCGUCAUCGUCGGCUCAGCCGUCGUUGGUGCCAUUGGUUCCGUUCUGGAGGCGACCGGCGGGCCGCACCGAUGGACCUGAUGCUGCUGGCGGCCCUGCCUCAACCAUCCGGACCCUCGGUCGCAACAUCCAUAGCCUCGCCACUCUGUUGGUGCCUCUUUCGUCGCCGUCGCCGCUAUCGGCAGCCUCGCCCCGGCCGGAAGAGCGGCCCUCCUAUCCGACAUAUAUCAACUACGAAUCACUUGCGGAGAUCCUGAAGGCCGACCGCGGUCUAUUUCCCUUGGUUGUGGACUUGGGGCUGCUGGAGCGUGAGCAAAAGCUGCUCACACAGGGCCCCCUCCGGAUCGUCCACGAAGGCCGGGUGUCGGCGUAUGUGUACGGCGUCCUGACAUCAACAGCACUGCUGUUUCUGAAGGAACAGAGCGGCAAGCUGACCCUGUAUACCAAGCCCAUUCCACUGAGUCUGAUCGAGCUGUGCAGCUCAUACAACACGACCUAUGGGCAGAACUCGAGCCAGCAAGUGGUCGAAACCAUCGGGUGCGAUUUCAUCAUCAAGACCGUCGACCACUUUCUCCCAAACCACGGGCAGCUGCGGCUUAUAUCAGAGAGCGCCUCGCAUUGGCCCGUCGAUAUCCGGACACAACUGGUGUAUCUGAGCCACGCCGAAUCGGCUGUUCCAAGCGCCUUUCGGCUUAAAAACUUCCUCCAAGUUGCCCCAGAUUUGGCCGAGUCGAUUUUGUUUGUUUCCAAGAUCGACCAACGUCUGUUGGUGUGCACGCCGAGCGGUGUCUUCUUUGAACACCUGGCAAGUGCGGACAUGUCCAAGUCCGACCCAGGCCGGCGGGCGACCUUCCCAUACGACUUUAUGUGUAUCGUCGACAAGUCGGCCGGGGCCAUCAUCAAUGUCGAGGUGGUUUUCACUCCACAAGGAACAAUGCUACUAAUCCAGCACGACAUGAUCGUGUACUUAUAUUCGGUACCAGACGAACUGAUGCGCUCGUCAGAAGUCGUGCCGCCUCAGCUCCCUCAAAUCAAGGUUAACUCGGACGUGGUUCACUUCACAGCCGGCCUCUGUGACGGACGUAACCUGGUUGCUCUGGUCAAGGACCCACUCCGGUCGAUUCCUAUCGACCAUUCGAUUCGCAUCUGGGAGAUUACCGCAGAAGGAGUUGAAGGAGUCGAAAGCUGCUUCUUCCCGGCCGAGAUCCUGUCGAUCGACUUUUUCGGCAAGUUCAUGUUUGUGGGAUGCCACAAAGGCAUUCACCUCAUCCAAAUUGAUAUGGCCAAGGGAGCGCUUGCUGCUAUGGGGCCCCUCAUAAGCGACUCCAACACCGAGCUGCAAUUUAUCACCAACCUGGAAAAGCAAACGAUAAUGGGUGUAUUUCGUCUCUCGGACGGCGACUACCUGCUGUGCUACCCCGACUACGGCGUCUUUAUCAACCGCACGCGGCAGCGGUCCCAAACCAAGAAGAUCUGGAAAAUGAGCUGGCUGACUCGCCCUAUCGCAAUGAAAUCCGUCGGCGAUGCAUUGGUUGUGUGCACGGAAGAUGUGAUUGAGAUUCGCAGUCUGGCCGACGGCUCGAUUCUGCAAAUCGUGCGAAGACCUCACAGCAUCCUGCGGUGGAUACCCGUCCGAACCGACUUUGACUUUUUCCUGGUGGACUGCCACCGGAACGACGGAAGCCGCCAGCUCUGCCAGAUCGACUGUCGAGCAUAAGGGAGUGGCUCGAUGCUCGCCCAUGGCGGCGAGGAGUUGCGUGCCGCUGCGAGCGAGCGGUGCAGGGGGUCUGGACUUGGUUGGACUUGGUUGGGCUCGAUUAUAACGAAUGAAUUGCGACGUGCCUCUCGCGGCGCACUGCUGCACGGUGUUCUCCCGACAGCACCGCCAACAAUCGAUACCAUUGCCUGCCGCCGA